Messenger RNA from Penicillium maclennaniae, 1635 nucleotides. RefSeq lists its product as uncharacterized. The transcript has 2 exons. Bases 1 to 1635 code for a protein of 544 amino acids. The record is from RefSeq and is a predicted model, not a curated record. Gene Ontology annotation, molecular function: transmembrane transporter activity. Gene Ontology annotation, biological process: transmembrane transport. Lineage: Eukaryota; Fungi; Ascomycota; Eurotiomycetes; Eurotiales; Aspergillaceae.
AUGGUCUCUCAACAUUCUCUUCCAAGACAACAGUACUCACAGCACAUUUCGAACACUUGGGCGAACAUGGCAUUCGGUGUUCUAGAGUCCAAAUUGGAUUCAUGUCCAUCAGGGUCUACCAACAUCCAAAGUGACUUGAGUAAUGCUGGAAUGGAAUCGCACAUGGAGCGGGUACCACGGCCGUCUGACUCGCCCUUGGAUCCUCUGAAUUGGCCCCGAGCUCGAAAGGAAUUACUGUUUGCUACCAUAGUCCUCGGAUCAUGCGCCACAGGGUCACUAGGUCCUGUUUUGGUUCCUGGCUUUACAGCCGUGGCCCAUGAGCUACAAGUCAGUGUCGGACAUAUAACCCUUCUCAACGGCGCUCUGGUCAUGGCUCUAGGUGUAAGCGCAUACCUUUGCUCUUCCUCUACUGCUAUAUUUGGGAAGCGCCUCGUCUAUAUAUUUACCACUUUAUUGGAUAUGAAAGCUAACAGCUCGACUAAAGGCUUAGGAAUGGGCGGAUUCUUUGCCUUGGCCGGCACAGCGUCUAUAAACGAGGUGUUCUUUGUUCAUGAGCGUGGGCUACGCGUUGGUCUCUGGAACUUUGGUGUCAUCACCUCAGUAAAUCUUACACCUGUGAUAAGUGGAUAUGUUAUCUCCAAUUUGUCAUGGAGAUGGAGCUUUUGGCUUGAGGCAAUCAUGUUUGGAGUUGUACUCAUGGCGGUAUUUGCCCUUUUUCCUGAGACAACAUUCGAACGAGCUAGCGUUUCCUCGGUUCAUCCGGAAUCUGCGGCCUUGGAAAAUAAAGGAAAUCAGGUCUCUAUGGGCUCUGCCAGUUCCCCGGAUCUGCAGCUUGUUGUGUGGCGAUCUAUACUACGUCUUCAACUGGUGCAGGUACCAGGGACUAGGGAUUUUUUGACAAAUAUCGUCCAGCCUCUGGCUCUGCUGCUUCAUCCGAUCGUGAUUCGCGGUUCUCUGAUGUGGGCAGUCACUUUCACCUGGACCAUUCUUCUGGGGGCUGUUGUUUCCCAGAUUUUCACCCCGUUUCCAUACGGCAUGGACACCAUUGCGGUCGGCAACUUGUCUGGCAUCGCACCUUUCAUAGGAUCAGCCUUGGGAACUGUGAUAGGUGGCUAUGUCUGUGACUUUUGUGCGGUAUAUCUGGCGAACCAUAAUGAUGGAUAUUACGAGCCUGAAUUUCGUCUCAUCGUCAUCCUUCCAGCUACCAUCACCAUGGCCAUUGGCACCUUUGGACUCGGUGCGGCUAUUCACAAUGCACUCCCCGCCACUGUCUGCGGUGUUUUCAUGGCCAUCAUCAACUUUGCUGUUGGCCUCGGGUGUACUGCUAUCGUGGGAUAUACCAAUGAUGCUUGCGGUCAUAGGACCAGUGACGUAUUCGGUAUCGCCAUGGUGAGCACAACCUACCCAAAAGUCCUUCCCCUGCCUCACGUACUAAGUUUUGUCAUAGGUCGUGAAAAGCGCCUUCACUUUGGCCUUUCUUUUGUUUUCAAUGAUUAUUGUACAAACUAUGGCCCGCUCAUCUUUUUUUCGACUUUUGGUGCUCUUACAGUCGGCAUCAUGCUUACUAGUCUUCCAAUGUAUUGUUUUGGAAAGAGAAUUCGAGCUUGGGCAGACCGCCGCAACAUUUUGCAUUAG